CUAUAUUUUAAAAAAAAUAUAUGCAAGGGGGAAGGGAAGGGGGAGUUGUGCUUUCCAAAGAGGAGGCACUUCAUGAAGCUGAAAGCGUGUUUCCAAGUAAACUAAACUAAACUCCCGUUUCAUGCAGUUUGCUUGGAAGCUUUAACAGUAAACCUGGAAAGGUGUGCUAGCUGGCUAGCUAGGGUGAAAACGCUGUUCUUCAAGAUGGUUGCAACCAGCACCAUAAACAAUAAAAACUCUGCCUGUAUUUCUGAACUGAUACAGCAAAGCUUUCAGCAUGCAGCCUUAACUGACUUUGACUACUGGGAUUAUGUUGUGCCAGAACCCAACUUUAAUGAGAUGGUGUUUGAGGAACGGACAUGUCAGGGUCUAGUUAGGAUGCUGGAGACCUGUCUAUCAAAAUCAAAGCAGACCAAACUGCACUGUUCUAAGGUUCUAGUCCCUGAGAAACUAACCAGGAGGAUAGCACAAGAUGUCUUGCGUCUCUCUUCUACAGAGCCCUGCGGCUUACGAGGCUGCAUUAUCCAUGUCAACUUGGAAACUGGAAACAUAUGUAAAAAGCUGGAUAAGAUUGUCUAUGACCCUACGGUUGUUCCUACGUUUGAACUGACGCUGGUAUUCAAGCAGGACAGCUGCUCCUGGCCUAGUUUCAGAGAUUUCUUCCCCAGGGCUUGCUUCACAGCUGGCAGCAAACGCACUCUGAUCCUGAGUCCUGGCUUUCGGUUAAUUAAGAAAAAAUUAUAUUCUUUGAUUGGGACUGUUGUUGAAGAAUGCUAGGAACAUCUCCUUUAAAAAAAAACCCACUGUGUUAGAUACCUGAGCCUAGAGCUCUUGGAAAUAUGAAGCUUGAUACCUCAAUUUUUUAGAUGACUCUGGCUGGCCCUUUUGGCACAGCAGCCAUAAAUCCUUAUUGGCUGGCAAAAAUCUCAGUGCAGCUAGUUGGUUACUGGGUGGAACAAGAAGCACAGCUAUUGAUAUACUUGAAACAUUCCUUAAUUGGUUAGCAUCAGCUUGGCAAGUCUGUAAAGCCAGCUAUGCAGCCGCCUGUUGCUAGCUGCUGUCCUCAGUGCUAGCUGUAACCCUUUACCAUUUGGUUCUGGUGGCUUUUUUAAGCGUGCAGGGAAUCUAUAGCGCUUAGGUGCCUCCAGGCUUCCCAACCUUCAAGAAGGACUAGGGGAAGAUAGACCUACGUCCAAACUGCUGACAGUGUUUUCCCCUUAGUAUGUGGUAAUGGAUUAUUUUGCAAAUACCAAAGCUAUGGGAAGAUGCUGGUAGCAGCUUUUAGUAGCACCAAGGAAAAAAGGAGAAAUGCAUCCUUGGAAGGAGAUGCUAACUAGCAUGAGGGUUUGAAGCUAGUAUCGCUUGUGUUUAGCGAUGGCUGCUUUUCUAUGCAUGGUGAUCUGGUCAGACUUAACACUGUUUUCCUGUGAAGUAGGCAACAGUCUGACCUGUACGUGGGAUGUCUUCCUAAAGGAGUGAUUUAGAGAAGACCAGCUUGCCCAAAGUGUCUUGAAACAAUCUUACAAUUGCACUACAGCUCAACAGCAUGUCUCAAAUGCUGGAAAUGUUGUAGUGCUUUGUGUUAUUUUAAAUGUGCAGAAGUGUGAAUGUGGCUCUGAGUUCUAAAUGUUUGUUUACUUUGGGUUGGAUCCUAUGACUCUCUUCCAUCAAGUUAUCUCCAUUGGAGGAAGUCUUUCUCCCUUGAAGGAAGACUUGGAAAUCAUAGAAUCCAACCUCUUGUAUUUAAUUUUGCUGCAGAAAUAUUGGUUAGUCUUGUAUGGAAAACCCCAACUACCUCAAUUCCAUUUUGCAAAGAGAAGUUAUCAUACCAAAAGGCUCUUUUCCCCUCCCCACAACCCAUCUGCACUUCAGACGUGCACCAGCACAGCUGAGUUAACCUUUACAAUCUACAGAGCAAGUUCUACGUAAGGCUCUUCAUACAAGCUUAUUCCUCUUCUCUUUAUUGCUCUUCCAGUCCUUGGCUGAAGCUGGAAGCUUCCUCAGUACACCCUGUGAUAGAUUUGUUCUUAAAUGAACUGGGGUGUAGAAUCCAGUUCUUCAGCUGUCCUCUCUUGCCUCGGCUUGGAUCCUCUAUUGAUUCCUAAACUGUAAACAUCCACACUUCUUGCCGGGGUGUGUGUGUGUGUCAUCACAUUGUAAAGCUAGCAAAGGAAUCCAACGUCUAUUGUGGUCUGCCAGGAGAUCUUUCUGUACUCUAGAUUUUGCAAUCUGCUGUAAGCUUUUCCUAGUUUGUGUUUAAACAAUAAGGGGUAGUAUGUGUGCUUCCAUUUUCCAGAACAGAAACCUGUUAAUAAGUGGUGCUUCCGUUGUUUAGGAAAAUACCUCUUGGGGGACCAGGUGCUAAAUGGAAUGGAAGCAACCCUGCAAUGGGCUAUAAAGAAGAGAUUUCAGUAGUAGACAUAGCUUGUAUUAGGCAUUCGGGCUACUCUUGUAUGUUGCCCUGGGCAAAAAAGCUAACGUGGGACCCCUAAACUGUCUGCUUGUGACAGUUCUGGUGGCUGAUGUCAGGGAGAAACUGAUCUGGACGUAUACAGAUAUUUCAGAUCUGUUGCCCUGUACUGCAAGUGUUUGAAUUAUCAUAUUAGAAUAUAUGGGUCAAAUAACUAAUAACAUGUCAGUGGAGAGGUUAUAUAGUGGUCAACACAAGCACCCACCUCUCAGGCGCGAGGCACUGUUAUGUAGCUGAUUCUAUUUCAGACAGAUACUGCCGUGCUCCAAACUCCUGCGCCCCUAAACUGUGGGUAUAGGACCAUUGCAAACUGGUGUUGCACUUACUGCUUUUCAGCUUCUGGUGUCAAAAUACCAUUUUGUGUACACAUGUUUGUGUUUUUGGAUUUGCACUGAUAACUGCUUGGAAUCAUUAAAUGUCAAUGGGUCAUGCCUUGCCUUGGUGUGAUCUUAAUAACUUACCUGUAUUGGUCUUAGAAAUCAAUGUUUUUUAAAUUAAAGUCUGUAAAUAAAGGAAUAUUUUAAAUUCUCA
Messenger RNA from Eublepharis macularius, 3001 nucleotides. It is a transcript of the gene DDIT4L, whose product is annotated as DNA damage inducible transcript 4 like. Gene Ontology annotation, biological process: negative regulation of signal transduction. The transcript has 3 exons. Bases 205 to 777 code for a protein of 190 amino acids. The record is from RefSeq and is a predicted model, not a curated record. Lineage: Eukaryota; Metazoa; Chordata; Lepidosauria; Squamata; Eublepharidae. Gene Ontology annotation, cellular component: cytoplasm.